GGGUUUUUUUGGGGUUCCCCCUCGCCGCGGUCCGGUGGGCGUGGCCUGCCCGUCGUGGCCCCGCCCCUUUUGCCGCAGCGCCGCGGCCGGAGCCGAAAAAACCCGAAGGGACCCGAACGGUUCCGAACCCACCCGAGACCCUCCGGACCCUCCGGACCCUCGGACCCACCCGAACCCACCCGAACCCACCCGAACUCACCCGAACCGACCUCGACGAAACCACCCGAACCCCAAAGGGGUCCCGAACCCACCGAACCCACCCGAAACACCCGAACGGUUCCGAACCCACCCGAACCCACCCGAACUGACCCGAACCGGACCCGAACUAGCCUGAAACCCACCCGAACCGGCUCCGAACUCACCCGAACCGGCUCCCGAACCGGUUCCGAACCGGCCCAGAAGCGGCCCGAAGCGGAGCCGGAGGGAGCCGAAGGGUCCCAGCCAUGGCCACCCCCCACAGAGCCCGCCAUGGGAGAGGCUGCGAGGGCCAAGGACCCCUUCAACUACGGUGAGAAUGGGGGG
Molecule: messenger RNA, 522 nt
Organism: Myiozetetes cayanensis
Lineage: Eukaryota; Metazoa; Chordata; Aves; Passeriformes; Tyrannidae
Product: proteoglycan 4-like
Exons: 2
Source: RefSeq, a predicted model, not a curated record